Molecule: messenger RNA, 1144 nt
Organism: Malurus melanocephalus (red-backed fairy wren)
Lineage: Eukaryota; Metazoa; Chordata; Aves; Passeriformes; Maluridae
Gene: RBBP5
Product: RB binding protein 5, histone lysine methyltransferase complex subunit
Exons: 8
Cellular component (GO): Set1C/COMPASS complex
Molecular function (GO): protein binding
Source: RefSeq, a predicted model, not a curated record
CUCUCUGUGCUCAGCUGGAGCCGUGACGGGCACAAACUGGUCAGCGCCUCCACUGACAACAUCGUGUCCCAGUGGGAUGUGCUGUCCGGGGACUGUGACCAACGCUUCCGCUUCCCCUCRCCCAUCCUCAAAGUCCAGUACCACCCCCGGGACCAGAACAGGGUGCUGGUGUGUCCCAUGAAGUCRGCCCCGGUGAUGCUGACCCUGUCUGACUCCAAGCACGUGGUGCUGCCCGUGGAUGACGAUUCUGAUCUCAACGUGGUGGCGUCCUUCGACCGCAGAGGGGAAUACAUUUACACCGGCAACGCCAAGGGCAAGAUCUUGGUCUUAAAAACAGACACUCAGGAUCUUGUUGCUUCCUUCAGAGUGACCACAGGGACCAGCAACACCACGGCCAUCAAAUCCAUCGAGUUCGCCCGCAAAGGGAGGUAUCACCCCUCCCUGCUUUUCCCUGAUCCACGAUUUUCCCCGUGCCACAGGACCCCCUGGAAGAAGUGCUGCUUCUCGGGGGACGGCGAGUACAUCGUGGCGGGCUCGGCGCGGCAGCACGCGCUCUACAUCUGGGAGAAGAGCAUCGGCAACCUGGUGAAAAUCCUGCACGGCACYCGCGGGGAGCUGCUCCUGGAUGUGGCAUGGCAUCCUGUGCGACCCAUCAUUGCCUCCAUUUCCAGCGGGGUGGUUUCCAUCUGGGCUCAGAACCAAGUGGAAAACUGGAGCGCCUUCGCCCCAGAUUUCAAGGAACUGGAUGAAAACGUGGAAUACGAGGAGAGGGAGUCGGAAUUUGACAUCGAGGACGAGGAUAAGAGCGAGCCYGAGCAGACAGGUGCUGAUGCUGCUGAGGAUGAGGAGGUGGACGUGACCAGUGUGGAUCCCAUCGCUGCCUUCUGCAGCAGCGAUGAGGAGCUGGAGGAUUCCAAGGCCCUGCUGUACCUGCCCAUCGCCCCGGAGGUGGAGGAUCCCGAGGAGAAUCCCUAUGGUCCCCCUCCGGAUGCGGUGCCCAGCUCGCUGACGGAUGAGGGGCUGGGCUCCGACAAAAAGAGGCAGAGCUCCUCUGACGGGCCCCAGCCCCCCAAGAAAAAACCCAAAACCACCAACAUCGAGCUCCAGGGAGUUCCUAAUGACGGUGGGUGGGAGAUUCCCUGGA